Molecule: messenger RNA, 1200 nt
Organism: Seminavis robusta
Lineage: Eukaryota; Bacillariophyta; Bacillariophyceae; Naviculales; Naviculaceae
Source: the annotation of a GenBank genome assembly
AUGCCUGCCACGGCAACUAUUGGCGAACCGUUGCCUGCUGCGUGCAACAAAAAGAGAGCUUCCGUCGUCCCACCCCUGGCCAACAACAGAAGAAAGGCUGCUGGUGUGUUUGAUUCCUUCGAUUCUGACAAGCAAGGGUCGCUCCCAGUCAGCAGUUUUGAAGACCUUAUUGAUGACUUGGGCGAGGGCUUCCAUGGAGAGGAAAUGGAUAAGCAAAGCAAGCUGAUUGAUCCCUCAGAUUCAGGCAUGCUGGAGCGCUCAGCAUUUAUCAAGUGGUAUCAGGAACUGGUUGAAGACGCUGGAGACGACGACGACGAAUCAAAUGAUGACUCAGACAUUGAGGAAGAAAAGGAGAAGGCAGAGAAGGCUUUCAUGGACUUGGCUACAAAAGACAACGGAGAUGUUGUGUCAUUCUCACAACUCCACAAACUCUUUUCUUUGUUGGGAUCCACCUACUGUGAAGAGGACCAUGGGGUGAAGCUGAAGAAGCUUGUGUCAGAACCUGGCAAGAUUCUCCUGGAUGAGUUUGUCGACUUCUACAUUGAUUGGAUGUUUGGAGAUGACGAUGGAUCCAUUGCAGGAAGUGAAGAGAACACAGAUGAUCAAGUUCAGCCGGAAAGCCGCAGUGCUCCAGCAGCAGUGAGUCCACCAAAGGGUGGGUGGGGUGAUGCCUUUAAGAAUGUUCUGGACAAGAACGCAUGGAAAUGCGAUGUGUGCAUGGUGCAAAACCAUCAAGAUACCACACAAUGCAUGUCUUGUGAGGCUCCUCGUUCUGGAUACGAGAAUGCUGCCAACAAAGAUGAUGCGUCUUCCAGUGCUGCUGGCUCAGCAAUUGGAGUUGGAGGAUUCACGUUUGGAGGUGGCAGUGGUGCAGCAGCAUCAGCCGUUGUUGCUGCACCAGCAUCAGAGACAAAGCUGGGAAAGAGCGAUGGGGAUCAGGCCCCAACCAGCUCUCCAAGCCAAGAGGCCAACGUGUCUUCUGCUACAGAUGGAGGGCCCAUUGGUGUCGGCUCCAUUGUCGAGAUUAUCGAUGGGCCUUAUCUGAGCAAUCGGGGCAAGGUGAUUGGUUCGACGGAUGUUGGAAUGUGGAUGGUCCAACUUUUCAAUCAGAAUGGAGCCUUGGGGAAGCGAAAACCCGCCAAGGAGGAAAGCCAGCUGAAGCUGAGCGAGCCACCAAGUAAGGCGAGAGGCAGUAGCUGA